GUGGGGGUACAAAUGCUCAGCUCCUGCUUCCGCAAGCACUGAGUUGCUCUGAAGUGAGCCAGGCAGCUCUGGCCAUCUUUUCCCCAGCCAUAGAAUCAGUUGAUGAUCCAGAAUUAAGCUAUCACCUUUGUCACUCACAAUGGAAGACGAAAUGAAGAAGAAUGCCAUCCGGAUGCCGAAAGGCAAGCAGAAGCCUAUAAAGACGGAAUGGAAUUCCCGGUGUGUCCUUUUCACCUACUUCCAAGGGGACAUCAGCAGUGUAGUGGAUGAGCACUUCUCCAGAGCUCUGAGCAAUAUCAAGAGCCCCCAGGAAUUGACUCCCUCGAGUCAGAGUGAAGGUGUGAUGCUGAAGAACGAUGAUAGCAUGUCUCCAAAUCAGUGGCGUUACUCUUCUCCAUGGACAAAGCCACAGCCGGAAGUACCUGUCACAAACCGUGCCAACUGCAGCUUACAUGUGCCUGGUCCCGUGGCUGUGAAUCAGUUCUCACCGUCCCUGGCUAGGAGGGCCUCCGUUCGGCCUGGAGAGCUGUGGCAUUUCUCCUCUAUGGCUGGCACCAGUUCCUUAGAGCCUGGCUACCCUCAUGGCUUCCCGGCUCGGCACCUGGUUCCAGAGCCCCAGCCUGAUGGGAAACGUGAGCCUUUCCUAAGUCUCUUCCAGCAAGACAGAUGCUUAGCCCGUCCUCAGGAAUCUGCCGCCAGGGAGAAUGGAAGCACAGGGUUGCUCUUCAACAUGCCUCCUGGCUCAGUUCACUAUAAGAAGCUAUAUGUAUCUCGUGGAGCUGCCAGUACCAGCCAUCCAAACGAAAGUCUUUCAGAGUUAGUGACUCCUGGGAAAUACUCACUUGCACCACCAAACCACUGGGGCCACCCACAUCGGUACCUGCAGCAUCUUUAGUCAAGUUGGAGGAGAAAGACCACACUUGGUCUAAGACACGGCAGCAGGACAUCCCUGCAGAUUGUUCCAGAUAAAAAUAAAAGCUUCUCAAACCCACUUGCCUCCCCAAUCUGUUAAGCAGCUUCGUGCUAGUAUGAGCUCAGUACUUGCCCUUUGAAAAUCCCAGAAGCCCUUGCUGUUUCCCAUCCACACCCUGCUUGCUCCUGUGUAACAGCUCAGAUGAUGAAUAAUAAUAAAACUAUACUUUUUAGGAUGGUGCUA
Messenger RNA from Saimiri boliviensis boliviensis (Bolivian squirrel monkey), 1156 nucleotides. RefSeq names its product vestigial like family member 1 (gene VGLL1). Gene Ontology annotation, cellular component: nucleus. Gene Ontology annotation, biological process: regulation of DNA-templated transcription. The record is from RefSeq and is a predicted model, not a curated record. Lineage: Eukaryota; Metazoa; Chordata; Mammalia; Primates; Cebidae.